Molecule: messenger RNA, 876 nt
Organism: Recurvomyces mirabilis
Lineage: Eukaryota; Fungi; Ascomycota; Dothideomycetes; Mycosphaerellales; Teratosphaeriaceae
Exons: 3
Coding region: 1-876 (291 amino acids)
Cellular component (GO): cytoplasm
Source: RefSeq, a predicted model, not a curated record
AUGGGCUCCGCCGUAGAACAGAAAGUUGCUAUAGUGACGGGGGCGUCGUCGGGCAUGGGCGAAGCCAUCACCCGUGAACUCGUUGCCCGCGGCUGGUACGUCGCCAUGGCCGACAUCCGACCCCACGAUGCCUUAUCUAAGGAAUUCGGUUCCAAUGCCACGUUCCACGAGACGAACGUAGCAAGCUACGACUCGCAGGCUUCACUUUUCUCGUCCGUCUUCAAGGUCAAAGGUCGGCUCGACGCCUUGUGCGCCAAUGCUGGAAUAGGCGACCGAAGCUCCCUGUACAUCCUCAACCAUCGCGGCAAGACCGAGAUCCCUCCAGCACCAGAUAUGACCUGCACGGAAGUGAAUUGGAAGGGUUUUGUGUAUGGAGUGCAGCUUGCGAUCCACUUUAUGCGGCAGAACCCUGUUCCUGGGGGCGUGAUCGUGGCAACUGCUAGUAUUGCUGCAGUCCAUCCUCAUCCUAGUUAUGCGGAGUACAACGGCACGAAAGCUGCUGUACUAAAUUUUGUGAGAGGGUCUGCGGGAGUACUGAAGGUGAAGGAGAAUGUGAGAUUGAAUUGCGUUUUACCUGGGAUCGUGCCUACGAAUAUCAUACCACCACAGUUUCUUGCUGUGGUCGCUAAAGCGGACCUCACACCAGUGUCCACGAUCGUGGAGGCGUAUCUGCGGCUCAUUGAGGGAGAUGAGACGGGUCAGGGUAUUGAGGCGUCGGUGGAUAGGCUGUUGGUAUUUCAAGAGCCACCGCUGCUGAAUGGUAGCCACACCAAGCGUGCGGUCACAGUCUGGGAUCCUUUGUUCAGGUUUAUGCAUAACGGCGAAAAUUCAGGGCUGCCUGACGCGAUACCAGGGGAGGAUAUCCAGCUGAAAUAG